Messenger RNA from Sardina pilchardus (European sardine), 1647 nucleotides. RefSeq names its product forkhead box N1 (gene foxn1). Bases 1 to 1647 code for a protein of 548 amino acids. Gene Ontology annotation, biological process: regulation of transcription by RNA polymerase II. Gene Ontology annotation, molecular function: transcription cis-regulatory region binding; DNA-binding transcription factor activity, RNA polymerase II-specific. The record is from RefSeq and is a predicted model, not a curated record. The transcript is spliced from 7 exons. Lineage: Eukaryota; Metazoa; Chordata; Actinopteri; Clupeiformes; Clupeidae.
AUGUCCACGGAGCUCCUGUGCCUCUCUGUGUGCUCAGCCGCAACCUCCACCACUGCCACGGCCAGUUCCCAGGUUCCACCUGGCAACACUCGCAGUCUGGAGACACUAAGCUCACCUCAGCUACAGAUGGCCCACGGUCAACUAACCUUCACACCCAAGAAAAGGGAAGGUGUUACCUACAGACCCAAGUCAGCGUCAGAGGGCUUCCGCAGGCACAGCACAGACGGAACUGAUAUUGCCCCGGAGUCAGGCAAGGAGCGGCACUUUCACCCCUACAGCCGCCAGUACAGCGAGGGCAGCAUGCCCCUCAGCUCGUCCCCCUUCGCCUGUGUCCAGGAGGAGGAGGAGACGUCCAGGACGAGCAACCAGCUGUCGACUGUAACAACAGCAGCAGCCGAGCGAGGCCCAUGGCUGCCCUACAGUUUGACCCCUCAGACGUCCUUAUUCAUGUUCCAGUUUCCAGAUGUAUUCACAAGUGGAGAACAGAUUCAAAGGUCUCAUUAUUCCUAUGAUCCCUAUGACAGAAUUUCCUCUAAUACCAACCAACCUGAAACUACAGAGCAGCUUUACCCUAAACCCAUCUAUUCAUACAGCAUUCUCAUCUUCAUGGCACUGAGGAGCAGCAAGACUGGCAGCUUGCCUGUCAGUGAGAUCUACAGCUUCAUGACCGAACACUUCCCGUAUUUCAAGACAGCUCCUGAUGGCUGGAAGAACUCUGUCCGCCACAAUCUGUCCCUAAACAAGUGUUUCGAGAAAGUGGACAACAAGAGCGGUCAUGCCUCCCGGAAAGGCUGUCUGUGGGCCCUGAACCCCGCCAAGGUGGAAAAGAUGCAGGAGGAGCUGCAGAAAUGGCGCCGCAAGGACCCCCUCACUAUCCGCAAGAGCAUGGCUCGGCCUGAUGAGUUAGAUCACCUUCUUGAGGACAGAGCUGACAAGACAAAAUCGUCGUCCGUCCGCUUAAACCACCGACAGACAUACCCAGCAUUGAGAAAACAAGGAUAUGACACAGUCUCAUCUCAUGGCCCACCCCAGCCAAGGGAGCAUGACCCUCAUUCUCACAGACAGCCCUUGUACAGCUACUCUCCAUCUGCUGCCAGCCAGCAGCCUCCAUACCAGCCCCACAAUUCCACUGUGUACCCCUUCCAGUGCACAGUCACACAGCAGCCUGGCACCAUCUUUCCCUCCAACAUGGGCGCUCUGGAGUCUCCCCUGCCCGCACAGACCCCGCCCAGCUACAGCGCCGCCCUGCAGGCCAAUCAAGGCGUCUCGCAGAGCAUGCAUGAGCUGCUGCUGGAGGGGGACCUAAGCACGGACAUCGACACGCUCAACCCAAGUCUCACAGACCUACAGCUGUACGGUUAUUUGUGGGAGGAGCUGAAGGACGAUAGCCUGGCUCCAGACACUGUUACGACCACACCCGUCACCCUGUCCUCCUGCCACUCCAGCCCUGGCUGGCAGAGAGUGGUGAACCUGCAAGGCCUUGGUUCAACCAGUGCCAAUGCAAGUGGCCCUGGCACUGGAGAAGGGGGCCCGGAAGGAAUGUUAGCGCUGAACAUCACAGCACAAAAUUCCACCACAUUCCCUAACAUGGAUAGCAUGUCCACAUACCAGCACACCAUUGGCGAUUCCUCCAUUUCCCUCAUGUGA